AUGCCGGAACUUGCAAGGACUGCAUGUUGCCGUUGCCGGGAACAGAAAUUGAGAUGCUCUCGAGAACUCCCAACCUGUGCCAGAUGUCUCAGACUCAGCGCCGUCUGCGAGUUUCCCGCGCCUCCAGAUCGCAAAGUUCUCGCCGCCUUCCGUGCACAACCAAAGAAGCGCAAGCUGGAGCGCAGCGCCAGUGACCGGUCUCCACGGAGAAACAGUCACUCAGCAGUCCCUAAACCUAGCCUCGCCAGCCCUGUGUCUCAGCCCGCGAACCACAAUACUGGUGCUUCUGCAGAAGAGCGCCCUGACUCUGUCCUUCCUCUAUCGAGGUCACAGGAGAAGUUCUUGCAAGACGUCUACUUCACCUGCAUGUUCAACUCGACUUUGGUCUUCCACAGACCCACGUUUUCCGGGGCGUGGGAAGACGGACGGCUUCCACGACAUGUCCUACUCGCCGUCUACGCAACGGCUACAAUUUUUCUGCCCUUCGAUUCGCCUCUUGCACAGCAGAAUGCAGCCCUUCUCCAACCACUAGGCGAUCUGACAGCCCUGGGAAGACAAUGGGCUAUUCGUGCUGGGAAAGAAGUGCUCCAAGACAUUGAUCAGCCCACGUUCGAGAGUGUCCAAACCUGUGAGAUGCUCACAUUGUAUUGGUUCUCGGCCGGCGAAUCCCAGAGAAAUACCAUGUUCUCCGGUAUCGCAUACAAAGCAGCUUGCACCCUGGGCUUGGACUUGUCAGAGCCGCUGACCGCAACCGGGGAGAGCCCUGCAUCUGGAAUAAGUCCAAGCUGGCUAGAGGCAGAGGCAGUGCGGCGUUGCUUUUGGGCCGUCUGGUUUACGCAAUGCAUCAAUUCUGACCAUUCGGUUGUUGGCACUACCUACAACGAUCGGGUCAUGAAUCUGUCUCUGCCAAUAGCCGAGAAUUCCUUUCACGAAGCUGUCCAACAGCCACUGAAAAAUCUUUCCAGCGUUCUCCAGCAGCACUCGACCUUUGCGAGCCAGACACACGCUGCGCCUAGCAUUAUGGCUGAACUCAUGACUCUAAUCUUUUAUUGGGUUAGGAUACGCAAUCUUGUCCGAGUCACGGAUCGCAUCUCUGGCAGAGACUGGCUAGCGGAGCUGUUUGAGCUAGAAGGCAGACUGUCCGCGUGGUAUUCACAACUUCCCGAAUCCUUGAAAUACUCCAAGCGAAAUUUGUACGAGCAGUUGGUGGUUCUUCAGCAGCCGGUCUACACCUUUGUGCAUGCGCUUUACCACCAGUGUCGUCUUGUCCUUCAUUCGUCCUUGGUUCCGAAAUUCAGCGGUAUUCGUCUCGACAGGGCAGUUCCAUCAGAGGCAACAGCCCUCUGUGCUCGAAUUGCCCUGAAGAGCGCUCAACGCAUAUCCGAGCUGGGUGCAGAUAUCCUAGCUCUUGAUUGGGACCCUGCCCAAAUAGCAUCUUUCGUUGGGUAUUGUAUGUACGUUUCAGCGUCGAUCCACAUCGCCUUUCUCUGCUCCAGAGAUGCAACGCUCGCAGUUCCCGCCAGAGCCAAUUUGAUGGCCAGUCUAAAGUUGCUCAAGUCGAUGAAGAUGUAUUGGACAAACUUGAAGAGACUGUGGGUCCGAAUCAAUUUGCUCUACGGAGCUCAGAUGGAGAGACGUUUGGCUUCGGCAAGAGAAGGGCUGGCAGGGUCCGCAGAAGCGCACCUCACCGAGCUCGAUGAAUUAGCAGGUGAACCACGGGAUGUUGGUCAAUUGGCCGAGCCUCUUGCCGAUUCCGUCCUGGAUUAUACACUAAGGCGACUCAGACCAGAUAGGGUCGUCCUUUCUCCGGCUGCUCAAGCACUCAAAAGACAGCCUUGUCCGGACGACUUAUCUCAAUUGAUGGACGAAGACUCAAGCUUAUCGCUAAACCCGUCCUCCCAGUCGGCUAGGCCAGAAGGUCCAUUACCUUCGGUAGGUCUGGAUCAGUCUAAUUUUCUUACCUCUACAGCUCCACAAAUAACCGGUGCCUGGGACCGCAUGCGGACUCCGACUAUGCAGCCUCUGAACAGCGACGGCCUGGACUGGUGGGAGAUGACUCUGGACAGCAUCCAACAGCCGAUAUUGCCGUAUGAAGAACUCUUCAAUCUGGAUUUCAACUUAUCAUAG
Fonsecaea multimorphosa CBS 102226 is the source of this 2127-nucleotide messenger RNA. RefSeq lists its product as uncharacterized. Gene Ontology annotation, biological process: DNA-templated transcription; regulation of DNA-templated transcription. The transcript has 6 exons. NCBI's taxonomy places the organism in Eukaryota, Fungi, Ascomycota, Eurotiomycetes, Chaetothyriales, Herpotrichiellaceae. The record is from RefSeq and is a predicted model, not a curated record. Gene Ontology annotation, cellular component: nucleus. Gene Ontology annotation, molecular function: DNA-binding transcription factor activity, RNA polymerase II-specific; zinc ion binding; DNA binding. The coding region runs from base 1 to 2127 and encodes 708 amino acids.